UUAUGUCUUCAUUUGUUCAACAACGAAGUUGUUCCAUUAACAUCGUUACAUUUGCGUACAUUACUAUCAACUACAAGAAUAUGUGACAAUUUGUAAUUAUUCUUUUACGGCAAGGAAUAUUUCAUACACCACUGAUAAGACUUUUAAUUCAGCGUUGCCAACUGAGAAUCCAACAUCUUUGGUUAGGAGUACUUGUUUGGGUGCUGCAAGUUCAAAAUAACGAAGUAUUGAAGCUAGUGGCUGUGAAAUAAGUGACAAAAUGAGUCGUGCAGCACAAGCAGUGCCUGCGGAAGAUAUAAACGGAGACGGCAGAUGGUUGAGUAUGCAUAAUAGGUUCCUCCUAGAGACCAAAGAAAAGGAACCUGAAGUAAUAUUCAUCGGAGAUUCAAUUAUACAAAACCUUGUCAACAGUGAGAUGUGGAUCAAAGACUUUAUACCGCUGCAUUCACUUAACUUCGGUAUUGGAGGUGAUCAAACACAGCAUGUUUUGUGGCGGAUUAAAAAUGGAGAAUUAGACCAUGUUAGCCCUAAGGUUGUUGUUUUACAUGUUGGAACAAAUAAUUUGGGAUUUACUCCAGAAGAAAUUGUUGAAGGAAUAAUGGAAAUUGUGAAUGUAAUACAGGAGAAACAACCGGAGGCUUACAUUGUUGUACUGAACCUUUUACCUCGUGGACAGCAUCCAAACCCACUGCGAGAACGCAAUACGCAAGUGAACAAGCUGCUGGGCCAACAACUGCAUGGCAAGCCACGAUGUGAAAUGCUGAUCUCAGGGCAGGACCUUGUAGCCGCUGAUGGCACGAUCUCACACCAUGAUAUGUAUGACUACCUACAUCUGACACAAGCUGGUUACAGAAAAGUGUUCGACCCAUUGCACGAGCUUCUGCAGCAGUUGCUGCUCACCGAAGGCGAGGAACGCAGUUUUGCCGCAGGCGAUGAUGACAGAGACCUCACGCCCUCGGAGUAGCAGUGCUGGAACUGGAGCCAGAAUCAGUGCUUACCAAUUGCUCAGCUGGAUGGGAGUGAGGGGAGGCCUGUAGGUUUUUCAAGUCUACUGGUGGCUACCUGCACUCCAUAGUUGGAACAGCCUUUUGCCUUUGCUUGCCUUGUGCAGUAUCUCUCGGAGAGGCCAGCUUUUACUGGUUUUCAAAUGCUGCUGUGCAGCAUUUCUGCUAGAAUGGUGUGUGCCAUAAACUGUGCUGCCAUCGUUUUUGCAGUUCACAGUUUUGUCAUUUAUGUUUUGGAAACAAAUUUGUAAAAGUUUUACUAACUCAAUGAAGGAAAUUGGGAGCAAAACCUUGUGUACCAGAAGUGUUAUUAAUAACUGCAUUUGAUGACCAUGUGCAUAUGUCUUAAUGCGAAACGUUCUCACGCCUUUGUACUUGAAGCUUUAUUGCACUUCCAGAUUAAUAUAGAAGUAGGAAAAGAAGUUUAUUUAUAAAUAAUGUGUUUGUUUCUCGUAAUUUAAAGAAUUUAAAUGCACUGUGAUGUAUCCAUUGCAUUGUGAAAAGAGAAUUACAGAUUAUUUUGUGUGACAAAUUAUUUGUAAUGUAGAACUUAGCUUUAAUUUCUUUUUAAAUUUUGUUGCUCUUGUUUACAGUUUGAUUAAUGGCUAGUUACAUCACAGUGAGGAAGCUGCUGUCAUGAUUAGUGUUAGCUUUAGAUGUCAAGUGUUAGUCUGUGGUAGUCUUGAGCAGUACUAUCAUUUAUAAAUUUGAUAUUAUGUAUACUUUCCUGUAUUGAGGUAAAUUUACAUUAACUACAUGAUUUUUUCAGCAUUUAAACUACAGUUAUAGAAAGUAGCUUUCGUUGUACUCGUAAGUUACUUUGUUGUGGAGACAUUCUUUUAAAUUUUGUGCUAUCAUUUACCAAUUUUUAGCAAACAUAGUAAAAAUUACUUCAUAAAAUAUGUAGUUCAUAAUCUGCUCAUAUAAAACCUGCUUUCAAAAUCUAGUUCUGUAAGCUGUUCCUCAAUCAUUGUAUGUAAUAGCAUCUGUUCCUUUGAGGAGUUUUCUCAGAAUUUUCAGUUCCCAGAAAAAUUUUGAAUGAAUACAUAGACCACAGAUAAUAUAAAGAGCUUUUGUGUCCUUAUGGAUGCAUUAUUAUUUCUUUUAUUAGGCUGUAUAAUGGUGUGUAUGAGGUUUCUCAAGUGCAAGCAAAUGACGAAGUAGUGUAUGUAAAAUGUGUGUGUACUUAAUUUCUCAUUUUUACUGAAAGUAUUGCAUUCAAAACAUUCCAUUGAGGAAUCUUCCAUUAUUUAUGGAAGACCUAAGUGUUCUUAUGUUGGUGGGUCUGUAGUUCCUGAGUUAUUUUGAAUGUGAACUGCAGCUUAAAAGAAUAAACUGGGAGUUUUUUUUAAACCAAAUAAUUUGUUACCAAAGGCACAUAUUAUUGCCAUAUCAGGAAUGUUGCUACAUGUUUCUCUCAUUGUAUAGUGUAAGAAUGAUUUACCAUCUUUCAAUACAUAUCUGGGUUGUGCAGAUAUUAGAAAGUAAGAACGUAGGGAUUAUACAGUAUCUGUGAAUAUUUUGUAAGUGUCUGUUUUUUUUAUAUAUAUAUAUAUAUAUACUCUCUUCAGUGUGCAUAUGAAACAGAGUGCUGUAUUGAAAUGGUUUGUGUACAUAAGAAACUUGUACAAAUUACAUAAUUUAUAUAUGUAUUUAUUUGACACUGAUGUUUCAGUUUUUCCUUUAUCAUUUCCCUUUAUGGGAUUUUACAGAAUUUGUAACAUGGCAGCCUGAUUCCAAUGCUUUCUGAUGUAUAUCCACACAGUAGCUAAUAAACAUUGAAAUACUUGAA
Schistocerca piceifrons (Central American locust) is the source of this 2796-nucleotide messenger RNA. It is a transcript of the gene Paf-AHalpha, whose product is annotated as platelet-activating factor acetylhydrolase IB subunit alpha1. The transcript has 4 exons. Bases 260 to 964 code for a protein of 234 amino acids. Lineage: Eukaryota; Metazoa; Arthropoda; Insecta; Orthoptera; Acrididae. The record is from RefSeq and is a predicted model, not a curated record.